AUGUCGGACAAGGGGGAACCUCCCCCAACACGCCGUAAACCACCUGAUAGGCGUCCGGGAGUACUCGACAGGCCCCUCAUGGAGCGAGACCUCUUCGCUCCUGAGAGAUCCAGAGUGCUCCCACCUUUCAGCCAACUCCCGAGGCGAAUAGGCAGUAUACCGGCGCCCGGCGCCGCGCUCGGCGCAGGUGAAGCUGUGUCUUCACCGAGCGCAGAACUGGCUCCAUUACCACGCCGGAGCCUAGCCUCGCGGAGACGUACACCUCCUGAGAUAGAACAAGACCAGCUGCAAGAGGAGAAAAGGCUGAGAGCCGGAUCAGACUCACUAUCUGAUUCGGCAUCGCCUUCUGCCUCUGCCACACCACCUGAGAUACAAGCCCCACAACCUGUGGUAAGACAUAAUAGACCGCCUAACUCACCGUCUCCAACCACCUCUCCGGCCUGCACCGCUUACAUGCAGGAUUUCGGUGAGGAAGACCCGGAAGGAGAGAGAGAGUGGGACAAUACGUCCUACGCCACUCUAGCCCCAAUUCAAGACUCCCCACCUGUAAACCAGGAGCCCAUACCCGGUCCAUCUUCAGCGCCAGACUCUUAUGCGCAAAUUGCAGCAGCGCCGAGCGCAAUUAAAGAGCUGAAAGAGCGCAGUGGAUCAUCUUUGCAAGCGAUAAAAAAAUAUAUUGCCGCUCAAUAUAAAGUCGACGCUGAAAAACUAGCUCCGUUCAUCAGAAAGUACCUGAAGAGCGCAGUCGAAUCGGGUGCGCUUAUACAGACAAAGGGCAAGGGGGCUUCCGGUUCCUUUAAGCUUGAAUCAAAAUCGUCCGCCUCUAAGAAACCGUCGACGGGUAAGAGCAGCGGUGGCGCAAAGAGCGGCGCGUCCGCCGCUAGCUCGGUGUCGGCGAAGGUGAAGAAGAGCACCGCCGCGGGUAAGGGUAAAAAGGCAGCAUCGGCAGCGACCGCAUCAUCACCGUCUAAGGCAAAACCGUCUGCAGCUACCAAGGACAAGAAGGCGGCCGCCGCGAAAAAGAAGCCGGCAGCCGCAAGAAAAUCCGCAACCGCUGGCCAAAGCGGCGUUUCUAAGGCGAAAGGCGCCGCUUCGAAGGCGAAAAAGAGCGCCAAACCACCGACAAAGAAACCUAAGGCUCCAAAACCGAAGAAGGCGGCAACACCCAAAUCGAAGCCUUCCGCGGCGGCAUCGAAGAAGGCAGCCGCUUCUAAAAAGUAA
Molecule: messenger RNA, 1221 nt
Organism: Parnassius mnemosyne (clouded apollo)
Lineage: Eukaryota; Metazoa; Arthropoda; Insecta; Lepidoptera; Papilionidae
Source: the annotation of a GenBank genome assembly